Molecule: messenger RNA, 2228 nt
Organism: Mauremys reevesii (Reeves's turtle)
Lineage: Eukaryota; Metazoa; Chordata; Testudines; Geoemydidae
Gene: KLHL34
Product: kelch like family member 34
Exons: 1
Coding region: 1-1755 (584 amino acids)
Molecular function (GO): protein binding
Source: RefSeq, a predicted model, not a curated record
AUGAGUUACUUCCUGGCCUAUUGCAAAGCACACUGCAGUACUGUGCUCUCCCAGUACCAAAUGCUUAGAGCCGAAGGCUUGAUGUGUGAUAUUUUACUGAAGGUGAAGGAAAAUGAGUUUCCUGCACACAAGUCCCUGCUGGCCUGCUCCAGUGAUUAUUUCAGAGCUAUGUUCAAAAGCUACACAAAAGAAUCCAAAGCCAGUGUUAUUCAUCUACAAGUCAUCUCACCUACUGGUCUCCAGCAUGUCCUGGAUUUCAUUUAUACCUCCUGGUUGCCCCUUUCUUUUGAGAAUCUGGAGGACACCCUGGAAGCUGCCAGUUACUUGCAAGUGACUGAGGCUAUUGGCCUGUGCAAUCAGUACUUGGUUAACAACCUGACCCUGGAAAACUGCUGUUUUUCUGCCAACAUUGCCACCAAGUUCUAUCUUCCAGAUGCUUUGUCGGCGACAGAAAAAUACAUCAUCAGUAAUCUCUGGAAACUUUUAGAGUUGCAUUUCAUGGAGCUGCUCUUACUGAACUUCAGAUCGUUGAUGGCAGUGGUAGAAUCCCCUGAUGUCCCUAUGGUGAACGAAUCCUGCCUCCUGAAUCUAGUGCUCAUCUGGCUGAAGCAUGAUAAAUCCAGGUUGAUUCACAGAAACAACCUAUUAGAACAUAUAAGAUUUGGUCUCAUCCCAGUGGAAGAUCUGAGAAAAGUCUACACUCAGUCAGAAGUGUCUCUCACGACUCCUAUUAAAUGCUUGAUCAUAAAAGCAAUAAACUACCAUUCACUAGUUUUUAAACAGCCCAUCCUGCAGGAUAAGUAUAGCACCCUGAGAAACCAGCAAACGCGCAUCAUCCUGUUAGGAGGAGGGACUUCCAAUGAGGGACUGGUCAGCGAUGUGAUGGCCUUUGAUGUUUACAAUCACAAAUGGAGAACUUUAACGCAGGUGCAGGACAGAGUACAGAAUCACUGCAUGUGUGUGAUUGGAAACUACCUGUAUGUGCUGGGUGGGGAAACAGCAGAUUUGCAAAGUGACAUGAAAAGCACCAGCUUGUCAGUUACAAACAAGGUCCAUCGUUAUGACCCAAGAUUUAACAAGUGGACCCAAAUCACAGAAAUGCUUGAAAAGAGAUGCCAAUUUUCUUGUUGCAUCCUAGACAACAAGAUCUUUGCAAUUGGUGGGAGAGGCGAGACCGGAUCACUGCAUUCAUCUGUUGAAGUCUACAACAUUAGCAGAGACAGAUGGACAAAGGCUACAGAAUUGCCAUGCAAGAUGCAUGGCCAUGCCAGUACAGUUUGCAAGAACACGAUCUACAUCUCAGGUGGAAAAUACACAGAUCAAACCAACACAAGUAAGGAUGUGUUCUCUUUGAGCAGUUUGGAAGGACAGUGGAGAAAGCAAGCCUCCAUGAGCAUUGCUCGAUUUGGACACCAGAUGGCAACGAUCAGAGAGGCCAUCUUCACAUUUUUAGGACUGUAUGAACCAUUCUCUGAAAUAGAAAGGUACGACCCUGCCCCAAACCAGUGGACUCGCUUAAAGCCAUUGGUCUAUGACCGAUUUUGCUAUGGUCUGGCUGUGGUAGAGGAAACGGCACUUCUCAUUGGGGGAAAGAAAUGGCAAGACUCCCAUGAGGUGCCAACCCAAGAUGUGGUGGGUUAUGAUAUAGAUAAUGACUGCUGGGAAGAGAUUUGCAAACUUCCCUUCCCUUGGUAUGGAUUGCAGUGUGCAGUGCUACAACUCUCAGAACUGGCGGAAACUAAGGACACCCAAUAAUAGUGGAGCCAAACUUCUGAGUCAACGCUUCCAAUGGCUGAAGAACAGGACAGCAGGGCAGCCCCAGAGGAAAAAAGACAAUUGCAACUGCACUAAAUGUAACAGAGUUGAGGUUUUGCUUUAGUAAACACCCCGCACAGAGUGUAUGGACAGGAAAUCAGGCACUAGGAUGGGAAAAAUGUGCUGUGACUUGUAUAGCUGAAGGCAGGUUUUGCCAAGGGCAGAUAUGUCAAGUAGCACAUCCUGAAAGGAUGAUGUCGAGGAAUUCCAAUGCUGUAUGUCCUUGGAAGCAUUUAAUAGCUGUCUCAAGUCAGAUUUUGCAAGGGUUAAAAAUGUAAUCUUUAUUUUUUUUAAUUAAAGGUCAUUUCCCCAGAUGGUAAGUGGUAUUGAAUUUUAUACUAUGGCUAAGCAAAAUGAAAGUGUAAUAUAUAAAGAUCAGAAAAUUGUUGCCUGUAACAGCUUUAAUAAGUAAC